Scomber japonicus (chub mackerel) is the source of this 2448-nucleotide messenger RNA. Its product is annotated as cadherin-6-like. The coding region runs from base 28 to 2448 and encodes 806 amino acids. The record is from RefSeq and is a predicted model, not a curated record. Gene Ontology annotation, biological process: calcium-dependent cell-cell adhesion; adherens junction organization; homophilic cell-cell adhesion. The transcript has 11 exons. NCBI's taxonomy places the organism in Eukaryota, Metazoa, Chordata, Actinopteri, Scombriformes, Scombridae. Gene Ontology annotation, cellular component: adherens junction; plasma membrane; catenin complex. Gene Ontology annotation, molecular function: calcium ion binding; cadherin binding.
CAGUGCAUCAGACACCCUCUUGCAAAAAUGAGGACUAUCUUACUGGGCCUUGUAUGGCUCUGUCUUACCCUGUACCUGGACGCAUUGUCUCUGGCUGGACGGAGGAUAGAGACAGAAGGCGAAGCAGCAAUCAGAGGAGGAAAGGUGCUCAAGAGAGUGAGACGAGGCUGGAUGUGGAACCAGUUUUUCCUGCAGGAGGAGUACACAGGCAGCGACUACCAGUAUAUUGGCAAGCUCCAGUCAGACAUGGACCAUGGCAACGGUGUCGUCAAGUACGUUCUCUCCGGCGAGGGUGCCGGCACCAUCUUUGUCAUCGACGAGAAUAACGGCGACCUGCACGCCACUCGCCGUCUGGAUCGUGAGGAAAAGGCUUUUUAUAUCCUCAAGGCCACAGUGGUCAACAAACGGACGGGCCAGAAGCUGGAGCCAGAGACUGAGUUCACCGUCAAACUGCACGACAUCAACGAUAACGAGCCUCAGUUCAGCAAAGAGGUUUACACCGCCACCGUACCCGAGAGGUCUGAUAUCGGUACAUCAGUCGUCCAGGUAACAGCUUCAGAUGCUGAUGACAGCAUGUAUGGGAACAGUGCCAAACUGGUCUACAGCAUCAGCCAGGGACACCCAUACUUCUCUGUGGACCCCAAUACAGGUGUGAUCAGGACAGCCUUGGGUCAAGGCGACAUGGACCGCGAGCAGAGGGAGCACUACCAAGUGGUGAUCGAAGCCAAAGACAUGGCGGGACAGAGAGGAGGUCUCACCGGGACAACGGUGGUUAACAUCAGCCUCACCGACGUCAACGACAACCCUCCCCGCUUCACUCAGAGUAUAUACCAGUUCAGAGUUCCUGAGUCAUCCAAGUCAGGCACUCCAGUUGGGAGGAUUAAAGCCACCGACAAAGACAUCGGGAGGAAUGCUGAGAUGUACUUCACCAUUGUGAGCGGAGACGGCAUGGACAUGUUUGACAUCUCCACUGACAAAGACACCCAGGAGGGAGUCAUCACCGUCAGCAAGCCAUUGGAUUAUGAGAGGAAGCAGUCCUACACCAUAGAGAUCCAGGUCCAGAACACCCAGGUAGACACUCGCUUCAUGUCGGCAGGCUACAAAGACAUGGCCACGGUUCGGAUCGGCGUGGAGGACGUGGACGAGCCGCCGCUGUUUGACAAAGCCAGCUAUCUGAUGGAAGUGAAGGAAGAUGCUGCGGUGGGCGUGGCCGUAGGCUCGGUCAGUGCCAUGGACCCCGAUGGAGCUCGCAGUCCAGUCAAGUACUCUAUCGACCGGCGCACCGACAUGGACCGCCUGUUCAAUGUCCAUCCAGGGAAUGGAUCUGUCUUCCUCCUCAAAAGCCUGGACAGAGAGGAGACCGCCUGGCAUAAUAUUUCAAUCAUCGCCACAGAGUUCAGUAAGUCUAAUAAUCCUCGCCAAAUCAGCCAUGUUUCAGUCUACAUCCGCCUGCUGGACAUUAACGACAACGCUCCCACCUUUGCCACUGUGUAUGAGACCUUCGUCUGUGAGAGGACCAAAGCUGGUCAGCGGAUCCAGACAGUGAGCGCUGUCGAUGCCGAUGAGCCGUCAAUGGGACACAAGUUUUUCUUCAGCCUGGCUCCUGAGGGGACCCACCGCAGUAACUUCACCGUACGAGACAAUGGAGAUAACACCGCCGGGAUCCUGACACGUCGAGCCAGCUACAGCCGCCUUCACCAGAGCGUCUACCUGGUUCCCGUGGUGAUCACAGAUGGAGACUACCCCAUGCAGAGCAGCACGGGGACCCUCACUGUGCGCGUGUGCACCUGCGACCGCAACGGCAACAUGGAGCUGUGUAACGCCGAGGCUCUGAGCAGCACUCCUGGUCUCAGCACCGGAGCACUCAUCGCCAUCCUCCUGUGUGCCAUCAUACUGCUGAUGAUCGUGGUUCUCUUCACGGCGCUGAAACGCCAAAGAAAGCAGGAGCCUCUGAUCAUCUCCAAGGAGGACGUCCGGGACAACGUGGUGAGCUACAACGACGAGGGAGGAGGAGAGGAGGACACCCAGGCCUUCGAUAUCGGAGCACUGCGUCACCCGGACGCCGCCGCUGCUUUGGAGGAGUCCACCAAACAGAGGCGCGACAUCAUCCCCACAGAUACGCUGCUGUACCCUCCGCACCGCCGAGCCGGCCCCGCCGCCUCCACCCUCAUCAUGCCGCCGGUCAGCAUGGCGACGAGGGAUAACGGGGACGUGCGCGAGUUCAUCAACCAGAGGGUUCUGGAGAACGACUGCAACCCGACGGCGCCACCGUACGACUCGCUGGCCACCUAUGCCUACGAGGGCGCGGGUUCGGUGGCGGAGUCGCUGAGCUCGCUGGGCUCGGCUUCGUCCGACGCCGAGCAGGACUACCACUACCUGAGUGACUGGGGGCCCAGGUUCAGGAAACUUGCUGACCUGUACGGAGCCGAGGACAGCGACUUCUCCUAA